This is a messenger RNA of Populus trichocarpa (black cottonwood), 1970 nucleotides long. RefSeq names its product protein root UVB sensitive 3. The record is from RefSeq and is a predicted model, not a curated record. Lineage: Eukaryota; Viridiplantae; Streptophyta; Magnoliopsida; Malpighiales; Salicaceae. The coding region runs from base 149 to 1489 and encodes 446 amino acids. The transcript is spliced from 15 exons.
CAUUCAGGUCAGCUGCUGAUGUAUUACGUUGAAAACGAAGUCGUUUUCAAGGAAUAAUAAUACAUAUUACAUAGGCAGCCAAGGAAGGAGCUGAAGUAGAGCAGAGUAUCGAGUCCAGUCGAGUCAACUCUGUGGAUCAUCAUCAUCUAUGGAAGAAAUAGUAUCAGCAAAUAAAGAGACUAGAUCAUCAUCAUCAUCAAAAUUUAUAAUCGAAGAAUGGAAUGGAUCUUCUUCAUCAAAACUCUUUAAAACUGCGACUAUAACUACUUCUCCUUAUCUAUCCAUCCAGAGAUCUGGAAGUCGUUUUAAUCACGUCUGGAGACGAGUCCUUCAAGCGUUUGUACCCGAGGGAUUUCCAAGCAGUGUAACACCAGAUUAUGCCCCUUUUCAAGUAUGGGAUUCAUUGCAGGGUCUUUCAACUUACAUAAGGACCAUGCUUUCAACACAAGCUCUCUUGAGUGCAAUUGGGGUUGGUGAGAAAUCAGCUACUGUCAUUGGUGCCACAUUUCAGUGGUUUUUGAGGGACUUAACUGGAAUGCUUGGAGGCAUACUCUUUACAUUUUACCAGGGCUCAGACCUGGAUAGCAAUGCCAAGAUGUGGCGUUUAGUUGCUGACCUUAUGAAUGAUCUCGGAAUGUUGAUGGACCUUCUUUCCCCUUUGUUUCCUUCCGCUUUUAUUUUUGUUGUUUGCUUAGGAAGCUUAUCAAGAUCUUUCACUGGUGUUGCUAGUGGUGCAACUAGAGCUGCUUUGACUCAGCAUUUCGCCCUUCAGAACAAUGCUGCAGAUAUAUCUGCCAAGGAAGGAAGUCAAGAAACAGUCGCAACAAUGAUUGGCAUGGCCUUAGGAAUGAUCCUCGCUCGAAUAACAAUGGGACUCCCCCUAGCCAUUUGGUUUUCUUUUCUUUCUCUCACCGUGUUCCAUAUGUAUGCAAACUACAGGGCUGUUGGGUGCCUUGCUUUGACUUCUUUAAAUAUUGAGAGGAGCGCUAUUCUCUUCCAGCAUUUCAUGGAGACUGGCCAAGUUCUCUCUCCUGAGCAGGUCUCUAGAAUGGAACAUGUUUUACCAACAUGGAUCACUUCUUGGAGUUCAAAAAAGGUCAAGUUACUACAUGCCAAUGUGCGCUUGGGUGUGAGAGUUUCUUCACUUGAUCACCAGGAAAUGAAGGAGGUGUUGCUUUCUGCAGGAUCUCAUUAUCUUAAAGCAAAAUACUUGCUGGUGGAGAGGAAGGGAAUCAUCGAUGUUAUAAUGCACAAAAAUUCAACAGCUUCAGAUGUCUUGCAAUCGUUUAUUCACGCUCUUGUUAUGGCCAAACUCAUGCAAAAAAGUUCAUCUGUCUAUUUGGAGAGCCAGUCAUGGAUGGAUAAACAUUAUGAAGUUUUUCUUCAAAAGCUAAGUUCAUUGGGUUGGAAAACAGGGCGCCUUCUUUCCCCUCCAGUCAUCUGGAAGGCGAACUGGACAGAUGUUUCAUCAGAUGAUAAAAUCGACUAGGUAAUACGUGAGUUCUGUUGCAUUAUAAUUGCAAGAAUUGCAGAAAUUGACUACUUCAUUGACAUUCAAAGCAAAUUAAUUUAACAAUGUGGCCAUCAACUGAGGCUUGAUACUGCCGUGAACACUGAAGAGCGAGGCAUUUUAGAUGGUACACAUCCGUGGUGCCAUAAUAUGAGAACGGUAACUCUUUGUCUUGAAGCAGCUCCGCUAUAGAUGUUCUUGGUAGGCUUAGAAUUAUGAAUUUUUGGUGUUUCCAGAAUCAUGUAUGCUUUUAAAAGUUGGAUAUGUCAUUGGCUAAUAGUCCAAUGACCUCUUUUCUGUAGGAACUAGUAAUAUGAACCGCAUUGAUACGAUAUAGCUUAGCUUGACGAUCUGGGAUGGUGGUUUGCAGUAACCAGAGGGAACUUGUUUGAGGGCAGCACACCUGCUCCUGCGAAUUGUUUUGGAGGCUAUAAUAGAGAAUCAGUUUUUGCCUUCUGAA